GCGCAUGCGUCAUCUCUUGACAUUGCCGCUCGCGGGAGAAUUCGAAUCCAGCUGUGCGGGCGCCAAACGGAGCUGGUCGUGGAGUCUCAACGACUUUUAUGGAUUGCAAAGUGAUACAACAUGGCAAAACGUGAAGCUUUUCUACAGGCUGCUUUUAAUUGUGCCAACAAGGAGUUCUUGCAUUUUAUCCAACUUCAUAAAGAUGCAGCAGAUCCAUUUGAUUUGAAUGAGUUGUUGCAAGAAUUAUCUAGAAAGCAGAAAAAAGCAUUGUGGGAGAAGUUAACACAGUGGUUGGCACAAGUUUUAGUGGAAGACCCAAUAGAAGAAUGGCAGAGAGUUGGAGAAGACUGUGAUGAUGACAUGGAAACUGAGAUGGCUGCUAAAAGGGAAGAAACCACAGCUGUCAUCCAAGGUGUUGCCACUGUAGUUACUACUUCCAUACCCACAGUAGAUGAAAAUGUAGACUUCAAAGCUCUUUUAGAAUGUGCACUGAUAUUAAAUGGCAUUCUUUACACAUUACCUGACUCUGAAAAAUCUCUGCUGGGAGCCAUCCAAUGCCUAUGUGAGCGAUGGUGGGAGAAGGGACUUGAAGGAAAAGAAGAGUUUGGGAAAAGUGCUUUCAUCAUGCUUCUGAAAAAGAGUCUUGAAAAGAAAAUUGUUGCGGGUGUGGAUAUAGUCCGUCUAUGGCAUCUUCACCAGGCUUUACUGUGUUUUGAUUAUGACUCAGAGGAGAGUAAUGAAGUGAAAGAUUUAUUACUCCAGUGCUUUAUGAGUAUUGGCCAUAUUAAAAAAGAAGAGGGGAGAAGAUUCCUGAGUUUUCUUUUCACAUGGAACGUGAACUUCAUUAAAAUGAUACAUGGGACUGUUAAAAAUCAGCUGUUGUGUUUUCCUAGGUCCCUGAUGACACACAUUGCUGAGGUUUAUUUCAGAGCCUGGAAGAAGGCUUCAGGGAAUAUACUGGAGGUGAUUGAACAUAGCUGCAUUCAGGAUUUCAUGCAUCAAGCAAUUCACCUCCCCAGGAACUCUCCAUUAAACUCUAAAGUGCGAGAGUUGCUGAUCUAUUUCCACAAACAAAACAAAUGUCGUCAGGGAGUUGAAGAAGUUGUUUAUAGACUUUAUCAACCAAUUCUUUGGAGAGCAUUGAAGGCCAGAAACUCGGAAGUCCGAUCAAAUGCAGCCUUGCUAUUUGUUGAUGCAUUCCCAAUUCUUGAUCCAUCUUUUAAUAAAGAAGAUAUGGAAAAUGAAAUCCAAAGGCAAUUUGAUGAGCUCUUUACUCUCUUAGAAGAUCCUCAACCUCUAGUCCGCUCAACAGGUGUGCUUGGUGUUAGUAAAAUAGCAUUCAAAUAUUGGGAAAUGAUUCCUGCAAAUGUGCUUGCUGAUCUCUUAAAAACUCUAAUUGAAGAUCUUGCUUUUGAUGCAAGUUCAGCUGAUGUUCGAUGCUCUGUUUUUAAAUGCUUGCCUAUAAUUUUGGACAACGUACUAACCCACCCAUUAUUGGAACAGCUCUUGCCAGCCCUGAAAUACAAUCUCCAUGACAAUUCGGAGAAAGUUAGAGUGGCUUUCGUUGAUAUGUUGCUGAAAAUUAAGUCUGUCAAGGCUGCUAAGUUCUGGAAAAUCUGUCCUAUAGAGCAUCUCUUAACUCGCCUUGAGGUUGAUUCACGGCCUGUGUCCCGGCGCAUAGUAAAUCUCCUGUUCAGCUCUUUCAUGCCCAUCGAUCAACCAGAAGAAGUGUGGUGUGAGCGCUGUGUCACACUAAUCCAAAUGAACCCAGCAGCAGCUAGAAAGUUCUACCAGUAUGCUUAUGAGUACACCAGCCCAACCAACAUAGCUAAAUUGAUGCUUACCAUUCAGAGCUGCUUGAACGCCUGUAUCCGGCAGGGAUUAAAAGCAUCUGACAGCGAUGAUGAAGACAGUGAGAAAGAGAACAUGAGUGUGCCACAUAAUGUGUUGUCAGUUGAUGACAUACCUUCCAUGGCAGGCUUACUUGAAAUAAUUGUAAUUCUGUGGAGAAGCAUUCAAAAAUCACUUAAUCGCAACGAAGGAGCCAAAAACCAUAUUGUCCGAAAAUUUGCUUCUGUACUAUCUGAAUAUUUAAAAGUAUUUAGGGAUGAGCGUUGUGUGUCACCAAUAAUUAUCCUUGCAUCUUUCAUGACUCCUGCUGCUAUUCCUACAUUCAGUUGUGGUGUGGUCUCUAAGCUGAAGAAUCUGGAAAAUGGUGCCACUGAAAACAAAUAUUCUUCCCUGCUUGACUGUCUGUGUCGUUGGGGGAAAGUGGGACACAUUCUUGAAUUAAUCUAUGAUUGGAUAACAGCUGAGCCAGUCGGAAGAGAGAGUAACGGCACUUCUGAACGGCGAGUACACUUCCAGGAGACACAUGAGUCGAAACCAGAAUUGGCGCUUGAUUAUAUGGAGUAUUUGCUGACUCAUUACAUGAAUCGGGAUUGUCUCCUGUCACUCCCCAAAGAGAAGCUGGACCAUCUUUUGAAAGGCCUUGAAGCUGCAAAGGAUGUUCUAGGCUCUUCUAGUAGUGGAUCUUAUGCAAGGCCUCCCUUUUACCCUGCAACUGCACUGAGAGCCUUCAGUCUGUAUUGCAGAUUAAAUAUACAUCUUCAGUAUAAGUUUGCCUCUGAAGGGCAGGAGUACCUGUCAGCUUUGGAGAAAGCAGGAGCGUGGAUAGAAAGUAGCAUUCUGCCUGCUUUUGAAAUAGAUGAACAGGAAGGCAACAUAGAGCAGUCCAGUGAAACUUCUCAGCUAGUGGUUCAGAAUUACCUGACAGUUUGCAAAGAUGUUAUAGCUGUUGGUCUUGGUGAUUCAGAAUUUCAAGCACACCUUCUGAACUUGACCAUUGUCAUCAUACACACAGACAGAGGCUAUGUCUGCAUUCCAAUGAUACUUGGUAUCCUGAGAGAGAUUGUUGAAGCUUCUUUAGCCCAUAAUACUGAUAGCAGUGACUGGGAAGAGCUUCUUGACAAUGUUCAGAAGAUGUUGCAGAAGAUUCUAGAAUGCAUGGCACUGAGACUCAGAAAACAGCAUGAAGAAGGAAUCCAGUUCAUUCAUUCUGUUCAGGAGCCUCUUCGAGAAUUUGUACAUGUGGUUCAGUGUUGUGCUUUGACUUGUCCAGCUGUUCACCAUGGAGUCCUUUCUUCUCUGCUCGCUGCAACAGUAGUCGAGACAGGCUACACCUUGCAACACAAGGCAUCCACUCCAGAAGAGCUGACUCCACCUAAGUCUUUUUCAGACCUCCCCCCACUUUCAAGCAUUUUGAUGGCAAUAGUGAGCAAGUCAGCAAAUGUGGUCAGAUCUUUUCUAAAUGAGUUAACAGAGUCCAUUGAGUCUGAAGAAAUUGAAGGGAUUGUCAGCAUUACAGCAACUGUGUACAUUGUUGCUUUAAUUAAAGCAGGUAAGCAUAGGCCAUCAUACAUAAAGGAUAUAGCAUCUGCCCUUCAGAGGAAGUUAACAUCAUACAGCGAGAUUAUCAAGGAAGAUGGUAGCAGCAUGCAAAGGUAA
This is a messenger RNA of Lacerta agilis (Sand lizard), 3507 nucleotides long. RefSeq names its product non-SMC condensin II complex subunit G2 (gene NCAPG2). Lineage: Eukaryota; Metazoa; Chordata; Lepidosauria; Squamata; Lacertidae. Gene Ontology annotation, cellular component: condensin complex; nucleus. The transcript has 27 exons. Bases 121 to 3507 code for a protein of 1128 amino acids. The record is from RefSeq and is a predicted model, not a curated record. Gene Ontology annotation, biological process: mitotic sister chromatid segregation.